CACGACUACAAAUUUAGAAUAAUUACAAAAAUGGAAAAAGCGAGAAACUCUCCAUAUAAAUACUAAAGAAAUGGCGUUUCAGCUUCCCUGCGCCUAGCCCUAUACCUAAGUUUUUUUGUUUUUGUAUUUGUAUUUGUAGCUAUGGAGUUUUAGGUUUUUUCUUAGUGAUUUUACUGUUCUAAUUUUACCAAAUUACUAUAAAUUUGAUCUAUUCUGGGGUUAGGAGGUGUGGAUCCGCAUCGAUCGUUAUUACAGCUAGGGUUUCCCACCUGUGUUCAUUGCCGCCAAUAUAUUCGUCUAUGCAUACUCCUUUGAUGUAUAUCUGAUCUGUAGAAAUUUCUUGUUAUAGUCUGUAAUAUUUCAUACCUUCAAAGAAUUGAUCUGAAAAAUGAGACAACUGUCCGUAUUUUUGGUGUCAUUUGUCAUUAUUUUGGGCUCUUGAUUAUGGGAUCGGAGAUUACGGUUUUUUUUAUUCUUGAUUUCGAUAGUUUCUUUUUGUGUAUAUCUCGAAAGUAAUUGCUUUUUUUAAGUAGUUUCUGGGAUUUGGAAACGGUGAGAAAUGGAUAAGAAGAAAGUUGUUGCACCACUAGUUUGCCAUGGGCAUUCUCGACCAGUUGUCGAUUUGUUCUACAGCCCUAUCACCCCUGAUGGGUUUUUCCUAGUCAGUGCUAGCAAAGAUUCCACACCAAUGUUAAGAAACGGAGAGACCGGAGAUUGGAUUGGAACCUUUCAAGGGCAUAAAGGUGCGGUAUGGAGUUGUUGCCUGGAUAAACAUGCUCUGCGUACUGCCUCUGCUUCUGCUGAUUUUUCGGCGAAAUUAUGGGAUGCUUUAACUGGAGAUGAACUGCAUUCUUUCGAGCAUAAGCAUAUAGUUCGUGCUUGUGCCUUCUCAGAGGAUACUCAGCUUCUGUUAACUGGAGGCAUUGAAAAAGUUCUUCGCAUAUUUGAUUUAAAUCGACUGGAUGCUCCUCCCAGGGAAGUUGAGAAUUCUCCUGGUUCAGUUAGAACUCUUGCUUGGCUCCACAGUGACCAAACUAUCUUAAGUACCUGUACUGAUAUGGGAGGGGUUAGGUUGUGGGAUGUAAGAACUGGCAAAAUAUUUCGGACACUUGAGACCAAGUCUUCAGUAACCAGCGCUGAAGUGAGUCAAGAUGGGCGCUAUAUAACUACCGCUGAUGGAUCAACUGUCAAAUUUUGGGAUGCUAAUCACUUUGGACUGGUGAAAAGCUACAAUAUGCCUUGCAUUGUUGAAUCAGCUUCAUUGGAACCAACGUAUGGUAAUAAGUUCGUUGCUGGAGGAGAAGACAUGUGGGUUCGUGUUUUUGAUUUUCACACUGGUGCAGAAGUUGGAUGCAACAAAGGUCACCACGGUCCAGUGCACUGUGUUCGAUUUUCUCCCGGAGGUGAAUCCUAUGCUUCGGGUUCUGAAGAUGGGACUAUCAGGAUAUGGCAGACUGGACCCUUGACUCAUAAUGAACAGGACACUUCUUCUAAUGGACCUACUCAGAACGCGGAGGAUGCAGCUGAUGAGGUUGCUCAGCAAAUCGACAAUUUUCAUAUUGCUGAAGAGAAAAACGAGCGAGGUGAAAAGGCAAUCGAUGCUGAAUAGGAGUAUUUUGUCUUGUGUGUCUGUUACAGUUUACCCCAAACUGAAGGUUGUAAAAAUGGCAUAACUCAUCCUGUUUCUAUGGCGUAUUUGAAUAAAGAUGAUUCAGCCUUCAUGUUAGA
This is a messenger RNA of Olea europaea var. sylvestris, 1728 nucleotides long. RefSeq names its product serine-threonine kinase receptor-associated protein-like. The transcript has 7 exons. Gene Ontology annotation, molecular function: protein binding; RNA binding. Gene Ontology annotation, cellular component: SMN complex. NCBI's taxonomy places the organism in Eukaryota, Viridiplantae, Streptophyta, Magnoliopsida, Lamiales, Oleaceae. The coding region runs from base 560 to 1609 and encodes 349 amino acids. The record is from RefSeq and is a predicted model, not a curated record. Gene Ontology annotation, biological process: spliceosomal snRNP assembly.